Molecule: messenger RNA, 1449 nt
Organism: Cuscuta epithymum
Lineage: Eukaryota; Viridiplantae; Streptophyta; Magnoliopsida; Solanales; Convolvulaceae
Source: the annotation of a GenBank genome assembly
CUCACUACUACUACUAUUUCAUCUAUUUCGUGCGGGCUCUCGAUGUAUUAUCAAUUAAGAUCCUUUUAACAAGGUGAUAUAUUGAAACUGCCAAACACAACACAACAGCUCAAAGUGGAUUUCUCUCUUGCUUUCUAGCUUUAGGACCAUCACUUGUUGGAAGACUCAUUGCUUUCUGUUUGCUUUUCUUUUUCUUUUCCUCUCUCCACUUUUCUCUCACCCUUUGCUCAAAUGGAUUCUUCUCAGUGGCCACAGGGUGGUGUGGAGGGUAAUAGUCCAAAGAAGACAAGGACAGAAAAGGAAAAAGCGGCAUUGAAUUGUCCAAGGUGUAGUUCCCCCAACACCAAGUUCUGUUACUACAACAAUUAUAGCUUGUCCCAGCCCAGGUACUUUUGUAAGACCUGUAGGCGCUAUUGGACCGCAGGUGGUUCUCUGAGGAAUGUUCCGGUCGGCGGCGGUUCAAGAAAGCACUGCCGGAGAUCCUCUUUUUCAUCUCCCUCCCUCUCUUCUAACAAGAAUCUCAUCACUUCCACUGCCCCAAAGAUGAAUUACCUAGCUUAUGAUCCGCUGCCGCCUGCGACUGUUACCGGCGGCAGCGGGAAUAACAAUACUUUCAGCGGCAUUUCUGGGCUUGUGAAUCUGAAUCUGAAUCAGAAUCAUCAGCAGAAAAAUGGGUUUUUUUCUUCUUUCAUGGGCAUGUUGCCGCUGCCGGCAGCUGACCAUAUGUUAUUUCCGCCGCCGGCUGGGGUUCAUCCAAACGGCGGCGGCGGCGGUGCCUUCAACUUUUGUUUGGAUGGGUUUUAUGGGAAUUUACUGCAAGGGUCCGGGGGCGGUUCAGGUAAUGCCAGGCUCCUCUUCCAUGAUGCUGAUGUGAAGCCUGCAGUUUCGGCGGCGGAGAUUGACAAUGAUCGGCUGUUUGGUCAGCGGCGGCCGCCGGAAGAGGAGGCAGCUGCUGGCGGCGGCGGAGUUGGUGGUGAUACGGGGAAUAAUGGGUAUUGGAAUAAUAAUAACAGUAAUCAUAAUUAUGGGAUGCUAGGUGGAGGAUCAUGGAUGGUGUGAUUAGUUAAUUAAUGAAUAAUUAAUUAAAUAUAGGUGGUGCUUAUUUGGUGUGGGGCUUUUGUUCAUUUCAUCAUUUUGUUGCAUGUUCUUCACUAAUUUUUCUUGUUCAUGUUACCUUUGGUGAUCAAAUGUUGGUUUUUAAGUGUAUUGAUCAAUCAAGUAAUAGAGUAAUUAACAGAUUGGGGCCGGUUUGGACGUAGUGUUUUAUUCAUAUAUUCAAUUCAUAUCUCAUAGAGAUCAACAUUAUAUGGUGCUACAUAUAUUUGGGAGUUCUGCCCUAGCUAAUAGCCUAUUAUACAUGCUAUGCUUGAAUUGAAUUUGUUUCUUACUACUCUGUGAGUUCUUUUUGAACAAACUCGUUUGAUCAGUAAAUUUUAUUUUGUGUUUCUU